CAGGAACUCGGGGCACACAGCAGUCCAAGAGCUGUCGCUAGCAUCAAGUGCCUGAGCAAAAAGCAGCAAGUUUGCCAGUAGGAGCUGGUGAGGCUUUUAAGAUGUGGAAAGCAGUCGUGGGACAUGAUGUGUCAGUGAAGGUUGAGGCCCAGGGAGACGACUGGGACACUGACCCUGAUUUCGUGAACGACAUCUCCGAGAAGGAGCAGCGCUGGGGGGCCAAAAGCAUCGCGGGCUCCGGACGCGCCGAGCACAUCGACAUCCACCAGCUGAGGAACAAGGUGUCAGAGGAACAUGAGAUCAUCAAGAAGAAGGAGCUGGAGACCGGCCCCAAAGCAUCCUAUGGCUAUGGGGGAAAAUUUGGAACAGAGCGGGACCGAAUGGAUAAGUGCGCAGUGGGCCAUGAGUACGUUUCUGAUGUUGGGAAGCACUCCUCGCAGACGGAUGCAGCCCAGGGCUUUGGGGGAAAGUAUGGAGUCCAGCGGGACCGCGCUGACAAGUCAGCACUGGGCUUUGAAUACAAGGGUGAGGUGGAGAAACACUCGUCCCAGAAAGAUUACUCCAAGGGCUUUGGUGGCCGUUACGGUGUGGAGAGGGACAAGGUGGACAAAGCAGCAGUGGGAUUUGACUACAAGAGCCAGGCAGAGAAGCACGACUCUCAGAAAGACUAUUCUGUGGGCUUUGGUGGGAAGUUUGGCAUCCAGAGGGAUCGUCAGGACAAGAGUGCCCUUGGCUGGGACCAUCAGGAGGAUGUGCAACCCCAUGCGUCCCAGACAGACUAUGCCAAGGGGUUUGGAGGCCGUUACGGGGUCCAGAAGGACAGAGUAGAUAAGAGUGCUGCUGGCUUCAGUGAGAUGGCAGCUCCCACCUCCUCAUAUGAGAAGACAAGGCCAGUGGAGGCAGGAGCUGCCAGUGGCACCAGCAGCCUGCGGUCAAGAUUUGAAAACAUGGCUAAGUCAGCAGAGCAGGAGAGCAGAAGGCAGGCAGAGGAGGACCGGGUGAGGUGGCAGGCUCAGGAGUGCCAGGCGGCUCGGCGGAAGCAGGAAAUCCCACAGAGAGAGAAGGACCACACAGAGGCAGCCCCUACAACCAUGCCAGCAAGGGCGCCUGGGAAUGCUGACCAAGACAGGGCUGCGUCACAAGGAGUACAGGAGGCAAAAAAGGAGGAUGAGGAAACACCACCCACUUUGCCACCAAGGCCAGCAGAUCUGGGCGAAGAGCUGUGCAAGCUCCCUAGCCAGGAUCAGCCCAUCUACAGUGAAAGUUUGGAUGUCGGUGGAGACUAUGAGGAGCUGCCAGAGCCCUCUGAGUACUGUGACAGUACUGGUGGAGGUGCUGACUAUGAGGAGCUGCCAGCACCCUUGGGAAAACUGGAUGCCAUCUAUGAUGAUGGAGAAGACGGAGGUGAGGACUAUGAGAACAUCGUUCCCGAGGAGCCCAGCCAGAGCCAGCCCCACCUGGGAGAAACAGACAAUAUUUAUGAGGUGGAGAACUCUGGAACCUGUGCAGUGGCUCUCUAUGAUUACCAAGGAGAUGGAGAUGAUGAGAUUUCUUUUGAUCCUGACGACACAAUCACACACAUUGAGAUGGUGGAUGAAGGCUGGUGGCGGGGGCAGUGCCGGGGCAAAGUGGGCCUUUUUCCAGCAAAUUAUGUGAAGCUUCUGUAGUGAAACCAGCUUCCUUCCAAAUGCUUCUUUCCAAACUUUUGCCUGUCUCUGCUUCAGCCUUUUACAUGUUAUUAGUUUAAUUUGGCUUGGCCUAGCGUGUCUACAUGCAAGAAAUACCAAGGAGCAAACUGUCAGUGUCUGAGGGAAUGUUUUGGCCUGUGCCCAAGAGGACUUUGGUGCCCGUCCACUUCCAGAUGGGGAAGGUGGGAUGGUUUAAGAGCAUGUGAGCGUGAUAUAAGACAUCUUUUCUACCUAGGCUGUCCCACAUGUCAACCAGCAAGCUUGCAGGAGAGGUGUGUCCAUUACUGUUCCUAAUGGGGCAAUUCGCAGAAAAGAAACACGAGCUCUAAUCCAGUCCAAGGCAGAAGGGACAUGACCUAUGGGACCUUUUAAAAUUGCUGUGGCCCUGAAUCUCAUCCUAUCCAGGGGCCAGUGAGAAGAGCACUGUGAAGGCCGAACUUGCCUUUGUUCCCAAGAAGGGUUUCUACUUGCAGGAUCACUUUGCUUUUUGCAGCAUGGGGUAGAGAAACAUGAACCUGGUCUAUCUGGGCAGAUUUCAGGGCUGGGGCUUGGGAGCACUGUACCGUCACAGUGAACACUGCUGGCUUUUCCUGCACACAGAACACAAGCUUGGCUGUAAUGAGCUGUUCCGUUAAACAAGAAAAGUAUGUGCUGGCGCAAUGAAAAUGUAGGACAAUUUUGCUAAGGUAGGAUAUUACUUGCUUGGUUUUCCUCUAUGAGUCAAGAACUCUGUUGGGAUGUGUAAUUUCUGGGGUAAACCUUGGUAAAGAAAGUGAAAAAAUUAGAUUAUUUUCAGAGAAAAGUUAUUCUGGAAAAUGUCUUGGAGCAAGAGAAAAAUACUAGAAGGCUUCACUUAACGAAGAGUAUGGUAAUAACUGUCUUGGUCCUCGUUCAGGCAGCCCAUCAGAGGAAUGUUCUACUGGGGAAAUCCUUUCAACCUAGCAAAUCAGUCAUGGAAUCAUGGAAUUUUCACGGAAUCACAGAAUUUCAGAGUUGGAAGGGACCUCUAGAGAUCAUCUAGUCCAACUUCCCCGCUAAAGCAGGAUUGCCCAGAGCACAUUACUCAGGACUGCAUCCAGGCGAGUCUUGUAAGUCUCCAGAGAAGGGGACUCCAGAACAAGUGGAUUCAGAACAAGUGCUGCUAGAUACAGGCGGUGGAAUAUUUUUAAGAGAGCUCCAUUUUUCUGUUAACUACUCUGACAGCAUAAAUAAGCAUGCGCAAUGCAGGUGGGGCGGGGAGAACAGUCCCACAGCUUGUCUGUAGCCUAAGGGCUGCAGCAUGCUUUGCAGUCAGUGCUAGAGGUAGGUUCCCCCAUCCAGUAUUUGGCUCAGCCUGUUCUCUCCGCUGUUGGGUGGUUUGAGUCCCUGUGCUGAAGUCAGGCCUCCCCAGUGUGGCAGGAAAAUAGUUAACACCUCAUAAGCCUUUGCAGGACUCACUAGUUAAGAAAUAUUUGCAGAUAAUGGUCUCACCAGUUUAAUUAACACUGGAGUGAAUUGUUUGUUAAAGGGUGUGCUGGCUAGAGCCUCCUUAUCUGAAGAAUGCUAUUUUUAUUUACAAUAUCCUGCUUAUCUGACACAGUUUGGUGAAGAAUGAGUUGCAUAACCAAAAGGUAUAUAAACUCUGUAACUGCCUCAUUUGGGCAGAGUUUGUAUCAGCAGCCUCUGUCACUCUGCUGUGCUGUGUUCUCACUCAUAGCUCUAGAAAUAAACUGCUUCUGUUCU
Molecule: messenger RNA, 3410 nt
Organism: Chroicocephalus ridibundus (black-headed gull)
Lineage: Eukaryota; Metazoa; Chordata; Aves; Charadriiformes; Laridae
Product: hematopoietic lineage cell-specific protein-like
Exons: 15
Coding region: 102-1667 (521 amino acids)
Biological process (GO): regulation of actin filament polymerization
Cellular component (GO): plasma membrane; cortical actin cytoskeleton; site of polarized growth
Molecular function (GO): actin filament binding
Source: RefSeq, a predicted model, not a curated record